GCGGUCGCCAAGAAAAAAUCAAACACGCCCUUAAAAGAAAAAAUUCAAUUUAAAACCCCCACAAUUCAACUUUUCUUUUCAUUAUGCAAAUUCGCAAGGUUUUGUGGCCUCUUUAUUCUUCUAUUUAUUUUUGGAAUAUCAAACUUCUUUUUACUCGAAUAUACAGCACAAAAAUGCUCACCAACAGUAACACCAUAUUCGGCCCUCUCACUGGAGAAGAGAAGCAGUCUGUCCGCCAGCUGCUUACCAAAAUGCAGGAGCUCUCUACUAUCUCACCGUCGUCCAAGCGCAUCGUCCGACAGACCACACACAACUUCCAGGACCAGUUGAAUGUGACGAGCUGGAAAUGCACAGAGUUCCUCUACAAAAAGGACCCAUGCCCGCUGCCCACUCAGGCCCGCGGCUUCUUCACUAGCCCCUUCGAUGAGGGUUCCGCUGAGCCGACCAUUUUGGCUCGCGGCUACAACAAGUUUUUCAACGUCGGCGAGGUUCCUCACACUUGUUGGGAGUGGAUCGAGGAGAACACACGGGGCCCCUACGAGCUGACAGUCAAAGAGAAUGGGUGUCUGAUUCUGGCCUCCGGUAUUAACGACGGCAAGGAUCUACUGGUGACCAGCAAACAUUCAAUUGAUGUGCCGCAUUCGAAAACGGGCUCUGCUUGGGUGGACAAGCAUUUGAAGGAGGCCGGCAAAACGCGCGAGGAAUUUGCUGCCUUUUUGCACGAGAACAAUGCUACCGCCGUAUUCGAGCUCUGCGAUGACGAGUUCGAGGAGCACAUAUUGGAGUAUCCUGAGCGUAUGCGCGGCCUUUAUCUGCAUGGCAUUAACCGGAAUUCUGUUGAGUUAGAGACAUGGCCCAGCUCAGAGGUCGCAAAAGUGACGGAGGAGUACGGGUUCCGUCGGACAGACUACUUUGUGUUUGAAUCGGUUGCAGAGGGGCGCGACUUUGCCAACAAGGUGCGCAAGGACCAGAUGCUUGACGGUCGUGCAAUCGAAGGCUUCGUGGUCCGUUGCCGUACUAACAAUGACACAAGCCCCUUUAUGUUCAAGAUCAAGUACGACGAGCCCUAUCUGAUGUUCCGCGAGUGGCGCGAAGUGACAGGAAGAAUAUUGGCUGGCAAGCCGUGGAAGUCCAAGUAUGAUCUGACCAUGCAUUACGUGGCCUGGGUCAAGACGCAGAUCAAGAAGGAUCCGGAGGCCUUUGAGAAUUUCAAAUCAAAGGGGAUUAUUGGUGCGCGAAAAAAGUUUCUCGAGUAUCACCAGUCCCUGGAUGGUCGCAGUCCGGCAGAGGUUCUGGAGGAGCCCGAGUUUAUGAAGGUCCUGCUGAUGCCCGUUGCCACCAUCGGCUGCGGCAAGACCACACUCUCACUGGCUCUUUCAAAAUUAUUUGGGUGUGGCCAUAUUCAGAGCGACGACGUACGGACCAAGAAGAAGCCCUCCCUUGCAUUCAACGCCGCUGUGUUGGGCGAGCUUGACACACACAGCGUUGUGAUUGCCGAUCGCAACAACCACAUACCGAUGCUGCGCGAGUCCCUGACCACCGCUGUGCGCAACAAUUGGCCUGGGUGCCGGGUGGUAGCGUUGUACUGGUCGCACGAAAACGCGUCAAAAGCGGUUAUCUUGAAGAAGACAAUUGGGCGGGUCGUAAACCGUGCUGAAAAACAUCAGGCACUGACGCCGGAAAAGGUCCCUAGUUUCCGCAAGGUGAUGGAUGGAUUUGUACAUAGCAUGGUGCCGCUGGACACGGACUCUGAGGCGGAUUGUCUCAUACAGGACGUCAUUGAGCUGGACCCUUUGGCGGACGCGAUGAAAAACUUGCGAGUGACCAUCGAUGCCCUGUGUAGGAUGUUUUCUGAUUUGUUCAAGCGGCCUUCGGAUAGCGAUAUCAAGGAGGCGUUGGAGAGCGCCCUCGAGUAUGUGCCGGUGGCUCGCGAAAGACCCCAGCAGAUCCAGCUCGCAACCAACCAGAGAAAGGACAAAAAUCGGAACAAGGUGGCUGCCGAUAAAACUAAAGAGAGGCAGCCGAAGCUCCCUGCGUUUAUUGGUCUUGUCCCUACCCAUCUGAAUGCCAUCAAAUGGUUCAAGGACCAACUGGCCAGAAACUCGGGCGACGACUGGGCGCUUUGUCGCGACAUGGUUGCCAAUGAUCUCGGCGGUAAUCACAAGCACCACAUCACUGUAGCCCACGUUGCGUCGGUCAAAGAUGAGCGCAAGAAGGCCAUUUACGAUGGGUACGUUAGUCUCUUCAAGGACGAGAAACUGGCCCAUGACUUGCCCGUAUCUUGCAAGGUCGACUAUGUCGUAUGUGAUGGCAGAAUAAUGGCACUACGUGUCUCAUCGAUCAAGGUCCUGGAUACCACCGGGUUGCCCGAAUGUCUGAUUGCGGGUGAUAACGGAAGGUUGGCGGUGACGAAUCUGAUCCCUCAUGUCACCCUGUGCAGGGAUGGAAAAACAAAGCCGGUCAUGGCAAACAAAGUGCUGCAGGAGGUGUUUGGCCCCGACAAUGCUGAUGAGCCGAUAACGCGCCCACAGGGAUGGGCGGUAAUUCCCGUCAAGACAGCAUUCAAUGCAGUGCUGCACAAGUUUGUCAAUUAAAAUUAAUUAAUGGGUGGAUAGCCGGGUGUUUUUUAUUUUAUUUUACAAUACAUAAUUAAAAGAU
Molecule: messenger RNA, 2658 nt
Organism: Kickxella alabastrina
Lineage: Eukaryota; Fungi; Kickxellomycota; Kickxellomycetes; Kickxellales; Kickxellaceae
Product: RNA ligase-domain-containing protein
Exons: 1
Coding region: 84-2594 (836 amino acids)
Biological process (GO): tRNA splicing, via endonucleolytic cleavage and ligation
Cellular component (GO): nuclear inner membrane
Molecular function (GO): phosphoric diester hydrolase activity; RNA ligase (ATP) activity; ATP binding
Source: RefSeq, a predicted model, not a curated record